AUGCGUUUGUCUAGAAAACGAUCGUUGCCAAAUGUGCCAGAAACACUUAAGGACUUAGCUGACCAAUUCGAUGCUGGACUGCUUCAUAGGUUUCAAGCUUGUGGAGAACUUAUAUAUAAAGGUUAUGUUGUAGAUAACUCGGGAAAUCAUUCAAUAAUUUUUAGUUCUCAAACAUUGAUUGAUAGAUGUAUUGCAAUGGAUGCCACAGAACUACAUGUAGACGCUACCUUUAAAGUGAUCCCAUCAACACCAAAAUGUUAUCAGCUUUUGAUCAUUAAUGUAAUGAUAGAUAAUUAUAGUAUACCUUUAGUUUAUGUUCUAAUAGAGAAGAAAACUGUAGAGGCAUAUGAUGCAGCUCUCCAUUACGUUAAACAUAAUCUCCUUCCAGAAUUUAGACCUACAGUUAUUUUGACAGACUUUGAAGCAGCUUUGAGAACAGAACUAAUCAGGCACUUUCCAACAGCUGCAGCCCAUGGGUGUUGGUUUCAUGUUAACCAAGCUGUUUGGCACAAAAUGAAAAAAUUAGGUUUUUUGAAUUUAAUCAACCAAUGA
Molecule: messenger RNA, 552 nt
Organism: Macrosiphum euphorbiae (potato aphid)
Lineage: Eukaryota; Metazoa; Arthropoda; Insecta; Hemiptera; Aphididae
Source: the annotation of a GenBank genome assembly